AGUUCUCAUCACCAGAGCGAAUCGAUAGUUAAAGAAGCCUGAAUAUUGCAGCUCUAUUUCGGCACCGACAGAACGUGACAUCACGAGUUUACAGUGGGGAAAACAAUGGAGGAGCAGAAGCUGAAAGAUCCUAUUAAUAAAGUGUCUUUGAUCAAAGAUGAGCUGAGCAGGAGCACUGUGGAGGCCAGUGAGUCUGAGAAGGUCAUCCAGCGCCUGAACCAGGAACUGCAGGAGGCCAAUGAACAGGCCAACUCGGGCAAACACAAGUGUGGCGAACUCCAAGGUCUAUUGGAGGAGGAGAAAAAAGCCAAUAAGCAGCAGGCAGAGGAGUCAGCAAAACAGAUAAAGGUCUUGCAGACUCAGCUCCAGAAGCAGCAGGAUGACAUGGAGAAUCUCAGGGAUCAGAAGGACAGCGUGGUCUUCAGCAUGAGACAGGAGGCGCACGCAGCUCAGGAGGAAGUGCAGGUGUUGCGCCGCACUAUGGAGAAAACGGCUGCCGAGCGAGAGCAUGAGGUCAGCGCGCUGAAGGGGAACUUGGCGACGCUAACUUCUGAGCUGGAGAAAUGGCAGUUGGCCGCAAACAAGUACGAGCGUGAGCUUGACAGUGUACAGGCCAGUCAACAACAGCAGAACCAGCAGAGAGACAGAGCUGCCAAACAGCAAGCGAGCGAGCUGGAGCGGCUGCAGAAGGACUGUGAGAGCCUGAGGAGGGAGUGUGUGUCUCUGAGGUCAGAGAGAGAGCAUCUGGCUGAUAAACAGCAGAAAGAGAAGAUCAGCCUGCAGAGUGAGAGCAACACCCUGCGCUCAGAGAAAGAACAGCUAAUGAAGAAACAACAGCAGCUGGAGAAAGAGCUGGACAGCUCCAAGAAACAGACCACAAGCCUGAGCAACACGGUCAAGACCCUGGAGAAGACGCAGGUGGACAUGGAGAAACGGCUGAGCGUCCUGCAGGAGGAACACCAGAGAGACACUAGCCAGCUGGAGCAAGGCAAUAGCAGGAUCAAAGAACUGCAGAAAGAGUAUGAGGAGAUCCAGUCAGAGCUGUCAGGCCUCAGGGAGAAGUAUGAGAAUGUAGAGGAGGAGAAAGGCUCCAUCAGUCUAGAGCUGCAGCAGAGCCAAGAGCGCCUGAGGCUUCUGCAGGACAAAGACAACUAUGGAAAAUGGAUCAGGUGGAUGCCUGUUGCCGCUGUAACCAUUGCUGUGACGGGGUAUUUGCUUUCAAAGACCUCAAAAUGAACAACGUGAUGAACCAGUAACAAGCGCACACACCGUGACAUUCAUACCUAGUCAAUCUUUCUCAGACAUGUUAACAUUUGUGUCCUUUUAGUCUGUGUGGUGUUAGUUUGAGUAAAAAGUGUUUAAAUGCAACUUUCUACUCGCAUACCGACGGCCUUAGAAUAAUAUCAUCACAACAUUCCCUCAGUUGCACCAUACAUAUAUAUUUUAAAUUUGACAUUGUGUAUGCAUAGCAUUUGAAGUAUCUGGCUAAUAACAGGUAUUUUAUUGAACACUGUUGCUUUGCCAAACAAACACUUAGAGAAUUGCCUUAAAUAACAUACAGUAGCAUCAAAUAAACAAACGUUUAUACCUUCCAUGAGAAGUGAUUGAGAAUUGCAAAUCCCACUGCAAUAACAGAUUCGAGACAUGAUGCAUCCAUUUAAGUUUUAAUACAUUCUGUGGCUUAAAGGCCUAAAUCCGCCAUGUAAUGUGUAUGUCCUUGCACCUUAUACAAAGCCAUUAGUAAUUAGUCUAUGCACUGUUCUUUGUGAUAAGAAUUUGACGUAUUAUUAUUAUUAUUAAUGAUGAUGAUGAUGAAAAUAAUCACUGUUCACUUAGGACAUUAGAGAGCUAUUUUGUCCUAAAGAGACUUAUAAUAUAGUGUUUAUGAUUUAUGUUUAUUAUUACUUGUACAGAGAUUUAAGGAAAAGCUACCUGAUCUAACAAACAUGCAAUUCCAAUAAAUAAAUGUAGUUCA
This is a messenger RNA of Rhinichthys klamathensis goyatoka, 1975 nucleotides long. It is a transcript of the gene slmapb, whose product is annotated as sarcolemma associated protein b. Lineage: Eukaryota; Metazoa; Chordata; Actinopteri; Cypriniformes; Leuciscidae. Bases 106 to 1236 code for a protein of 376 amino acids. The record is from RefSeq and is a predicted model, not a curated record. The transcript has 9 exons.